AUGGAAAAGGUGCAUGAGGCAGUCCGUGUACUGUAUGGAGGCAGUGUGAGCGAGAGUGAACGAAGGUGUGCGGAUUUGUACCUCCGUGGGUUGAUGAAUAUGCCGUGUGUUUGGGAGUUGAUUCCGUUGCUUCUUGCUGGGAAUGGGAUGCGAGAAGAGGAGAUUUUGUAUGGUGCAAUAUCGCUUGAGAGGCAGGUGAGGAACGGUGUGAUACCACCAAGUGGUGACAUUUACACGUUUAUUGAGGGGUGUUUGUCGACGCACCGAUGUCGGAAUGCGGUUGUUGCGCACUUAUGCCGAGCACUUUCCCAGGUGGUUGUUCAUAGUGAGGGUGUUCGUGAUGUUGUUGUUCGUUUGGUGGGUGUUUACACGCAGCGUGAUGUUCCAGUCAGUGUUGGACUCAAUGUGCUGUACAGCCUUGGGGAGUGUGUUCGUCGUGCAGUGACGGUUGAUGAUGUGAAAUUGCGACAAUAUGUCGAUGCACUUCGGUGCGUGAGCGAGACAGUGCUACGGUAUUGUGUUGCGAAUAGUAAUGUGAAUGUGGGUGUCGAGUGCCUUGUUGUGUGGGUGACAAAUGUCGGUGUGCAUGUGAGUGAGAUAGUUGGAUGUGGUGUAGAUGGUGUUGUUGCGAUGAGUUACAGUCGAUGUAUGAGUAGUGGGUGUGAUCUUCUUGUGUCGUGUGUAAAUUGCAUAGAGGGUGAGAUAGAGAGUGAUGUGAGUUUCAAUUGUGGGUUGCGUAUUCUUCGACACAUAAUGAGUGAAUUUCGGGGUGUCGCAUCUCGGUGCACGAGUGAGGAGAUGGUGAAUAUAGUGUGUGACAUGACGUGCUGUGCUGGGAAGAUAGUUGCGCUGUAUUGUGGUCGCCUUGAAUGGAUUGAUGUUGGAAGUUAUUUUGGUGUUGUCAGUGUUCUCUGUCAGACAAAGAGCGAGUGUGUGAGUGAAUGUGUAUCACGGUGUAUAGUUGAAGUUGUGAAUGGUGUGAGUCAUCGUGCAAGCAGCAACGUGUAUGAUUGUUUCUGCGAACAUGUGGGUGAGUCGUUGUAUGGAGUGUACAAUGGGUAUUUGAAUGUUCAAGCUGUGAUACCGAGUGGAAACGAUGAGAGUGAGACAGACAGAUUUUGUGCGAGUCGAAAGGGCUGUGUUGUUGAAGCUGUGCGAUGUGUGUCGAGUGUUUGUGGUGUUGAACGACUACUGAGUGGUGUUGAGAGUGUUUUGUGUAGUGGUUGUGAAUGGCAACGUGUAGAAGCCGCAAUAUUUAUAUUUCGGUGUUUAGUGCGUGUGACUGAGUCUGAUGCGCAGUGUGUUUUGCAGGUACACCGCAUUCUUCUUCGUGUAUUGAGUAUAGUUGAUGGGGACGCUUACCUCCUUCAUGCCGCAGUUGCAUGUGUAGGUCGGCAUUGUGAUUGGAUGCAUUGUUAUGCUCAAGACAUUUCAGUACGUGCUUUGGAGUAUGUGAUGCGUUUUUUGUGUGUUACGUCACUUGUUGAUGUUGCGUGUCUUUCUUUCAUGAACAUCUGCGACGCGUGCUCGGUAGAGUUUACACCGUCGUUUGCAACAAUUGAUCGUGUGUUUUCGGCGAUCUACGGAAAUUGUGUGAAUCAGUGGCGUGUCGGGACAAAUGGGUAUUCGCAAAUGAUCCGUGGGUAUAUUCUUCUUCUCCGCAGACAGAACUUGUCUGUCCAGUGUGCUGCGUUGCGUGCAUACCUUUUGCCUGCAAUCACGAAACUUGGGGAAGCAACAACACCUGUUGAGUGCAGUGUGUACGCCGCGGUUGUCAAUGCAUGGGUGUUGUAUGGAACGGUUCUUGAGAAGCGCAUCAACGUGAUGGAGUAUUCGACCGCGAUAGUGCGUGUUUGUGACAGUGUUAUAGUGAAAGCAGUCAGUUCUGGUGCGCCAAGUGCAAUUAGCGCAAUCACAAGUCUUCUUCAAGACACACUCUUUUUCAUAGGUGACAACAUCACCACAUGUUACACUGAAUUUGUCAACCGCGCCACAUCAUGGUGGGCAUCGUCACAUAUCAGUAACUUUGUGUCGAUUCUUUAUUUCACACUUCGCGCACUCCGUCUUGCAACAUCAAUGACAUUCUUAUCAAAUUCAUCAAUCAACAUCGUCACAAUCGCACAACAAUUUCUUAUUCCCGUUGUUGAAUGGAUUUACUCACAAGACGUCGACGCUGUCUAUGAUGUUGUGGAGAUCGUUACUCGUAUACUACUCUUUAUCACCGACAACUGUAGAGCAAAAUUGGAACGUACACAACUCGCUUCACUUCUUCCACAUUGGAUUGUCCACUUCACUGCAACAUCAUACUCUUCACUUUACAUCGCAGCUAUCAACACCCUCAAAACUUAUCUCUUCAUGUCACCAAUUCGUGAGGCAGACACUUUCCUCGCUUCUAACACGGGCUCACUCAUCGCUACUGUUGUUGGCAACGCAGCAAAAUUCCACAUCUGCGACCCACGCGACGCUGCCGCUGGUCUUGUUGCUUUUCUUUUUGAACGGAAUCCAUCCGCAACAGCACACACAACCACCGAGGCUAUCAUUAAGACAUUCCCUUCAAUCCCACACCAACUCGCUGAAAGGUUCAACAACAUCAAACUAAAGGCUAACGACAUUUUCACAAUAUUCGACGACCUCUUCGCUACAAUCGACGAGUUGUGA
Molecule: messenger RNA, 2658 nt
Organism: Entamoeba invadens IP1
Lineage: Eukaryota; Evosea; Mastigamoebida; Endamoebidae
Exons: 2
Coding region: 1-2658 (885 amino acids)
Biological process (GO): protein import into nucleus
Cellular component (GO): nuclear membrane; cytoplasm
Source: RefSeq, a predicted model, not a curated record